CUAGAGCCGCCCUUGAACCAGCUCCGCUGCCAUCUUCGCCAGACCUCCUCAUCUCCAAAACCAGCCUUCUCUUCUUCUCGAAAGAUCACAAACACACGCACAGUAGCAGAAAAAACAGAGUAGGAAAUGGGAAACUGAGGUUCGAGGUUUAGGUCAGUCGUCGGUUCAAGUUCGGGUCCGACGAGAUCGUCCGUUCAUUAGUUCCGUUCGUAGUUCACGGUUCCGCUUCAGAAUUCGGCAACUUUAUUUGGUCUCUGCUUGGAAAUCCAUCGGAGAACUUUUUCCACAGCAAUAGCGACAGUGAAAUAUGGCAGAGCCUAAUACAUCUCUCGAGACGAGCGAAAAAAUAAGCAGGCAAGCUCCUCAAUUAGUUACAAUACUAAAGGAGAUGGAAGAAGGAUUGGAUAUAGUGACUCCAAAAGUACAAGCUUUAACUGCAAAGGUGAAAGCGGGUCACUUUCCAACACCAGAAGGAAUAAGUUACCUUGAAACGAAGCAUCUACUACUUCUGAAUUAUUGCCAAUCACUUGUCUAUUAUCUGCUCCGCAAGGCAAAAGGAUUCUCAAUUGAAGGGCAUCCAGUUAUUCGGAGUCUAGUCGAGAUAAGAUUGUUUUUGGAGAAGAUUCGCCCCAUCGACAAGAAACUACAGUAUCAAAUUCAGAAGCUCACAAGAGAUAGUGACGCUGCUUCUGAGAAGUCAGUUAUAAGUGAGAAGGGAACAGAUACCCAGAAGGAGGACCUGUUGAAGUAUCGUCCAAAUCCUGAUUUGCUUGUUAGUAAAACACGUGGCACAGAGGAUGGCAGCAAUGUAUAUCGACCCCCCAAACUUGUACCUGCUCCUAUGGAAGAAGAUAAAAUGUCGAGGCAGGAGAGAAAUAAAUCGAGGAAGGAGACAAUGGACUUGCGAAAGGCUAGACAAAACCCGUUUAUGAUAGAUUUGGUGAAUAAUCUUGAAGGUAGACCCGAAGAGGUAAGAGAAGUUGUUGGAACUGAAAGUAGAGUACUCAGAGAGUACAUGGCUAAAAUGGAAGAACGUGCACGACAAGAAGAGGAGACGUUUGCUCGUGCCCCACUCACAAAGUUGGAAAAAAAGAAAAUGAAACAUCUGAAGAAGUCAAGAAAUGGGUUGUUUGGGCUGACAGAUAGUUUCUAUGACGAGAUAAAAAGUUUGCCUUUAGGGGAUGCUUCUGAACAAUCAACAAACUUUGAUAACAGCAGCGCUGGAAUCAAACAACAGAAGAAGCGUAAGAGGAGGAAUUGAACGACUGCAAGCUUGAGUACAUCAAUAUCCAAGAAUAUAGAGAAGACUUAGGUAGGAAUGAUCAGAGGUUCCUUGCCUCAUGUAAGAUGUACGACUUCAUAAUGAUGUUAAUUUUUGUGACUUUUAUGGCUUCAAAAUCUGCA
This is a messenger RNA of Nicotiana attenuata, 1404 nucleotides long. RefSeq names its product neuroguidin-like. Gene Ontology annotation, cellular component: small-subunit processome; nucleolus. Gene Ontology annotation, biological process: maturation of SSU-rRNA from tricistronic rRNA transcript (SSU-rRNA, 5.8S rRNA, LSU-rRNA). NCBI's taxonomy places the organism in Eukaryota, Viridiplantae, Streptophyta, Magnoliopsida, Solanales, Solanaceae. Bases 308 to 1261 code for a protein of 317 amino acids. The transcript has 9 exons. The record is from RefSeq and is a predicted model, not a curated record.